AUGGGAAAACCCAAAGAUGUUGAUAAUGAAGGAGAAGAGGGACAAGAAGAAAAAGAAGUAGAGGAAGAGGAUGAUGAUGAAAUAGAAAUAUCUCAAGCUACUAUACAAAGACAACUAGAGGAAAGACAACGACAAGAAAAGGAAAAAGAACGAUCUUUGGAUAAAGAUAAAGAUAAAGAUAAAGAUAACAAUAAUAAUACACAAGAAGAUGAAACUAGUACAACUUCAACAACUACAACGUCUACAACUACACCAACAAAAAAAAAGAGGAAAAAAGGAACAGAUGACGGUGAUGAAGAUGAAGAUAAAGAUGAAGAAGAAGAAGAAGGAGGAGAUGAUAAUAAUACAAAUGUAAAAAAGAAAACUGUAAAUAAAAAGACAACAACAAAGAAGAAAAAGAAAAAGAAAACAACAACAGCAGCUAGUGCAACACCAACCAAUGGAAAGAAAAAGAGAUUUGAUGGAUUUGAUGAAGAAAGAAUAGAAAUUGAAUCGUCACAAGCUACUCAGAUUAGUUUGGGUAAUUUGGUGGAAGCAUCGAUCAAGGAUGGUUCAGAGAUGGCAUCUACAGUCGAAAAGAGAAGGACUGGUCAAGAAACGACACGAAGAAGAGCAGUUGCACCGGUCGAGGAAGAGGUACAAGAAGAUGCUUUGGAAUUUGAUGCCGAAGGAAACAUUAUUGCCAUUCAGAGAGGUAUGAGUGGUCCGGCAAUCGAUUACUCGUCAUUCUUUGAGACGGGAGGUAUUGUCAAUUACUCGUCGUUUUCAUUGAAUCGUGACACUCCCCGUCGAUGGGGCAAGGACGAGACCAACAAGUUUUAUGCGGCACUCAAAAAGUAUGGAACAGACUUUACAUUGAUGGAGAGUGUGUUUGGCAAUCGAUCGAGAUCACAACUAAAGUCAAAGUUUAAACGAGAAGAGAGAGAUCAUCCGGGACUGAUUCGAGAUCUAGUCAGCAAUCGUCUGCCAAUCGACAUUCAAGAGUUUAACCGCGACAGCAACAGAGUCAAAGAAAACAAGCAAAAGGAAGAACGAGACAAACGAGCUAGAGAUGAAGAGAUUCGUAAAAAGAAUAUGGAAGAUGCUGGGUUUGAUGCUGAAAAUAUGACCGAACAAGAACUACUAGAUCGGGAAAAUGAAAUGAGAGCCCAAAACCUACAACCUUUGCGAUUCACAAAUAGAAACAAUCGUUCCGAUGAACUUGUCAUUGAUCGUAACCAAUACCAACAAAUGCAACAACAACAACAACUUCAACAACAACAACAAGCUUCCGAUUUUGAUUACUUUUCAUUCCAAAGUGAUACUUAUGAUGUUGGUGAUGGUGGUAAUGAUUAUUAUUAA
Molecule: messenger RNA, 1341 nt
Organism: Cavenderia fasciculata
Lineage: Eukaryota; Evosea; Eumycetozoa; Acytosteliales; Cavenderiaceae
Gene: bdp1
Product: myb domain-containing protein
Exons: 1
Coding region: 1-1341 (446 amino acids)
Biological process (GO): RNA polymerase III preinitiation complex assembly
Cellular component (GO): transcription factor TFIIIB complex
Molecular function (GO): TFIIIC-class transcription factor complex binding
Source: RefSeq, a predicted model, not a curated record